AUGGAUAUCCAGUCCCCUGCAGCAUCUACUUGGCUGAACAAACCGACUACUUUGCCGACCAGACCCAAAUCACCGUCUAUCUUCACCGAACAGCGCGAGAUGCAACAAGUCGAUACGCCUGCUUCCGUCGAACAAGUCGUGCCAUCAACUGCGUUCCACAAACACAACAGCCCAUCUCCAGGUACAUUUCCUGAGGACAUUGCGGAGACUGUUGAGCUGCCAGACGCCUCGGCAGUCCAACCCAAGACGACUUUCACGAGCGUCGUCGCCAUGAUCGUCAGAUUCUGUCUAGAGAAAGCAUGGGAGUACAAGUUCAGCUUCUUCACCAGCCUCAUGAAGGCCCCCAAGACGACCGUCCUCGCCAUCCUCUGCGCCAUCCUAGCUAUCAUCGCUUUCCCAUCCCUGCUGUCGAUGCUCGGCCUCGGCCUCAGCAUCGCUCGCAUCCUCACCUACGCUAUCCCGAUCGGCGUUACGUAUCUCAUCACCUAUUCUUACUGCAAGCCUCCCGCCAAUGACACAAGCUUCACUAUCCCUCUCGGCGAUGUGGAGGCGCUUCCCAAGGAACGAGUGAGAGUGAUGGUACGUAUCAUGAACGCGGAGUUGAGCAGGCUGUUGGAUGUGUUGGACGGGGAGGAGGGCCGGGCGAUCAAGCUAGAAACGGUCCGGUUGGCAAGUUUGCUUGAGACGGUUCCUCAUGAGGCGAAAGUGAGUUCUGCUGUUGCUCCAUUUGGUAGGCAUGGGGUGUCGCGGGGGAUGGUUGCGGGUGGUGUGCCAUCGGGAAUGCAUGUAUUCGGUGCACCGGCGUUUGGAACGCCGGGUCAGGGGUUCUAUAACGGUCGGUAUCCUCCGAUUCAGGAGGCACGGUUUGCCGGCGGUUUGUAUCUUGAUGUACCUGAACCGUGCGAUGCAGUCGUUAUGGCUUACUGCGAAUAG
Messenger RNA from Dothidotthia symphoricarpi CBS 119687, 933 nucleotides. RefSeq lists its product as uncharacterized. Lineage: Eukaryota; Fungi; Ascomycota; Dothideomycetes; Pleosporales; Dothidotthiaceae. Bases 1 to 933 code for a protein of 310 amino acids. The transcript is spliced from 2 exons. The record is from RefSeq and is a predicted model, not a curated record.